This is a messenger RNA of Tarenaya hassleriana, 1341 nucleotides long. RefSeq names its product CBS domain-containing protein CBSX5-like. The coding region runs from base 69 to 1223 and encodes 384 amino acids. The transcript is spliced from 3 exons. Lineage: Eukaryota; Viridiplantae; Streptophyta; Magnoliopsida; Brassicales; Cleomaceae. The record is from RefSeq and is a predicted model, not a curated record.
UCUCUCAUCAUCUUUCCGCAUCCCUCGUUUUCCAACAUCCCCUCUCUUCAGAUCUUUUUUCGUCGUGCAUGGCAGUGAGCCUCCUGUCUCGCGAGGUAUCCGACCUCUGUCUCGGCAAGCCACCGCUCCGGUGUCUCUCCGCCGCCUCCGCCACCGUCUCCGACGCCGUCUCCGCCCUAAAAUCCUCCGGCGAGCCCUUCCUCAGCGUCUGGAGCUGCAACCACGAGGACGAUGGGUCGGAGUGUGAGUGUGUCGGAAAGAUCUGCAUGGCCGAUGUGAUCUGCCACUUGUCCAAAGACGAGAAAACCCUCUUGUCUCCUUCUGCUGCAUUGAAAGCACCCGUCUCUGUUCUUCUCCCCGAAACUCGUGCCCUCGUUGUCCAUGUUCAACCCUCCUGCAGUUUGCUUGAAGCCAUCGAUCUGAUCAUCCGAGGGGCGCAGAACCUGGUUGUCCCGAUUCAGACAAAAUCCAUCACGAAACGAAGACAUCAGAAGCUGCAGAGCCAAAACGGCGCCGUUUCGGUCACCGCCUCCGUCCACAAGAACGGUCGCCAAUUCUGCUGGAUCACGCAAGAAGACAUCGUCCGUUUCCUCCUCGGCUCGAUCGGACUCUUCUCUCCUCUCCCGUCGAUCUCCAUCGCCGACCUAGGCAUCAUCAACAGCUCCUCCUCCGUAUUAGCCGUCGAUUACUCCUCUUCCGCCGCCAUGGCCAUACCCGCCAUCUCCCUCGCUCUCACCGAGCAGACCGCCGUCGCCGUCGUCGACGGUGCCGGCGACCCGAAAAUGGCCCUGAUCGGCGAGAUCUCGCCGAUGAAGCUCGCGUGCUGCGACGAGUCUGCGGCCGGCGCCCUCGCUACCCUCUCCGCCGGCGAUCCUGCUUGUAAAGGUCCGCCGGAGAGUCUCCUUCGGGUCGUCAGGAACCGCCUGGAGGACAAAUGGCUCGUGGAAAUGCUCUCGUUGAUGGAUUCGUUAUCGUCGACUGCGUCGGGAUCUUCGUCGGACGAAGAAUCGCCGGCGAGAACGGCGUCGAAUCGUAGGUCGGCGAGUAGCUCGGCGGCGAUAGUGUGUAAUCCGAAGAGCUCGUUAAUGGCGGUGAUGAUACAAGCGAUUGCGCAUCGGGUGAACUACGUGUGGGUCAUCGAAAAGGACUGUACUUUGGUGGGUAUCGUCACUUUUGUCGAUAUGUUAAAAGUUUUCGGACAAUUUUUGGGAAACACGAACUGAAGUGUUUCGAGCUUCUGGCAUUAAUGCUUCUUGUUAAACAGAAGCCCAAAGACACCGUACUUGCGAAUCUUCCGAGUUGUGUUCUUCCAAAACAGAUUAGGGUACGGUUUUUUUUUUU